Armigeres subalbatus is the source of this 2305-nucleotide messenger RNA. RefSeq lists its product as uncharacterized. Gene Ontology annotation, biological process: positive regulation of DNA-templated transcription. The record is from RefSeq and is a predicted model, not a curated record. Lineage: Eukaryota; Metazoa; Arthropoda; Insecta; Diptera; Culicidae. Bases 392 to 2107 code for a protein of 571 amino acids. The transcript is spliced from 2 exons. Gene Ontology annotation, cellular component: nuclear body.
AGCUGGAUUUGCCACUGGUGCGACAUGUAGCUGAACCACCAUCGAAGCGAGGACCUAGUAGAGGAGGCCGAUUAGGCUGAGUCGACCAGUUUGAGUCUGGCGGCGAUCCUGUCGAGAGGGACACAAUCGCAGUAAACGAUUCACGUGCGAGUGCUGGAAACGCGAUUCAGUUUGGGGUUGGGAAGGAAAGCCAUCAUAGCAAGCGGUGUGGCUUGUGAGUUAUUGAUUUUUUUUGGCGGCUCAUCGCAGCAAACCACUUGCGACUCAACCCCUUCCCGUUGUCUCGUCCGCCUACUUUGUGUAGUGCAGUGCGUUUGUUUUUAUCGAAGCACCAGUGUGAAGUGUUGAGCUAAUUGAUUAAUCAAUCAGUCGUACAGUUUGAAUAAGCAUCAUGGGUUUACGGAGAAGGACAAUCGAUUCGUCGGAUGUGGCACCACAACCACAGGUUCAUAGGGAAACAUGGGUUUCCACCAAUAAAAUUCUCAACAGUAGUUGCGUCAAUGCAAAGCGCAUGAAUAGCCGCAAUCCCAACUUUGAUUACGAUGAAACCAAAUUGCUCAUCACCCUAUGGGGAGACCCGCAGGUGCAGAAAACCCUUAUCACCACCCACAAGAAGCACCCGGUUAUUGCUGAUCUGGCCAAGAAAAUGCGUGAGCAUGGAUAUAAUCGCUCAACGGAGGAAAUCAACACGCGCAUUAAAAAUCUGAAGUGUUUCUACAACCGCAUCAAAAAGGAUAUGGCUUCCGGAAUCAUCAACCAAACCACCUGGAAGCACUAUUCUGAGAUGGAUGAAAUCAUUAGCCGUCCGGUGUUCGGUAAUGCUCACCGGAUGCACAUGAUGCAACAGCAGCAACAGCAAGAGGAGCAGGAAGAGCUCAAGAAGCAAAUCCUCGAACAGCAGGAGCAAAUGCAGCGGUUUCCGGUCAAGCUAGAGGUUAUGAGUGACGACGACUCGACUGAGAUCCGUGCGGAAGAUUUGCUGACCAUCGAUACGAACCCACCGCCGGAUACAGACGGUGAUGCGCUGGAAAAGGAGGAACUCAACAUCAAAGAAGAUCAUGACAAAGCGAGUGUCGUUGGCGCUGCCAUUGGCGGCGGUGAGGAGGAUGAUGAUGAUGACGAUGACGACGAUGAUAGUGAUUUUGAUGUGGAAAACGAAUUCAAUGACGGCCUGGAUGAAAUACUCUCAAAAGCAAGGUCCGUAACCAAACCGUCAGACUCCACGGCACAGGACCGUUCCAGCCCACACGUUAGUAAUGGCACCAGAACACCCACUCCAGUGACAGCUGUCCCGGCACCAAACGCUUCAAACAACUCCCAGGGCAAAAUAUCUGUGGUUCCAACUAACCUUCUGCUAAAACCGCCAACGUCUAGCAUGAGUAUGAACACACCCAUUCAAAUCUACACACAACCUACCAUGAGUUUGGGACCAGCUACCGCCAUUGCUACGUCACAAACACCUCUCACAUCCACAGCUGGAGCCACCGGAAUGGCUCCCAUGAAGCUACUGCUUGUGAAUACCGUGUCGAAAGAUGGUACCACGAAGCAAAUCCUAACCCCCGCUUCGGAAAUUCCGCAAAUGCCUCAGAUGCGACCAGCUCCCAUGCUACAGCCGAAGCCCGCCAUCAUUCCAAUCACGUCCAAACCCCCAACAGUGAGCAUCCCCGCAAUCAACGUACCUCAGCAGCCUAUUAGUAUGAUGCCCACAAUGACGGCUGCGCCUUGCGUGGCCAAACCAAAGCCAGUUAUCCCGGGUGAAAAGUCGUCAGGUGUCAAGAAAAUGUUCGGUCAGCUAAUUGCCAUUCAACGUGAAAACCUGGCAGUGUCUAGAGCAAGGCUAGCCCUCGAAAAGGAGCGGCUAGAAUUCGAGAAGCAGAUUGGAGGUCCUCUGGUUGAUGUGGUGCGAAGUCUGAGCGGUUUCUUCAACGGAUUCCUACAGCAUCAAGUGCAACAAAAGCAACAGGCCGUGAACGGAAGCCAUAAGCAGAAUGGUCCACCUUUAGCUAAGAAAAGACGUACUGAGGGCAGUGUUGAGAAGCAACAGCAGUCAGCCGUAACCACUACUGAACCCGUCAAAACCGAAGUGAUAAGUGAUGAUGACAACUGAUAGGAUAUUCUUCAAUGUUGGUCUAUUCAUCGUACCUAAGUUGUUUUGUGUUUGCUUUUCAUGAGUUUAUAAUUUAUUUAAAUUAUUUCUGUAAACAGACAAAAAUUAUUGAUAAUAUUUAUUGAACUAGACUACAAAGAUAUAGUAUUUGACACUUCUGAAAUAUGAAUAAAAAAUUCCUUAUAUUUCUAGUAACAA